Trifolium pratense (red clover) is the source of this 816-nucleotide messenger RNA. Its product is annotated as transcription elongation factor SPT5-like. The coding region runs from base 1 to 816 and encodes 271 amino acids. NCBI's taxonomy places the organism in Eukaryota, Viridiplantae, Streptophyta, Magnoliopsida, Fabales, Fabaceae. The record is from RefSeq and is a predicted model, not a curated record. The transcript is spliced from 2 exons.
AUGUCUGAUUUGGUAUUUCAAUCCAAUGUCGAUACAUCUGAGAAAACAUCUGAAACCAACGAAGGAGAACCUCAGAACCCUAAAACUGUGUCUGAAACAAUUGUUCCAACCGCUGAUAACCCGAGUCAGGUGAAUUUAGAAUCUGAUGCUGAUAAGAAGGACCCUAAUCCUAAAUCUGUUGAAACUGAAAUGGAAGACAUACCUACAGAAGUUGAAACAGAAAAUGCUGAUAAAUCACCAACAAUUGCUGAGAUGGUGACUGAAAAAUCAACCCAUGUUGUUCCUGAAGAGGUUGUCAUGCCAGAUGGUGAGACAUCUUUGAAUGAAGCUGAAACUGCUGAGAAGGAAGCCACGAAGGAAACUGCUGUUGAGAAAGAUGUUGAGACAACUGUCACAACAUCUGAAUCUUCUGAUGAAGGAACUGGAACUGCUCAAGAGGAUACCUCUGAUGAUGAAGAGGACACUCAGUCUGAAGAGAGCAACAAGUCUAUGUCCACAAAUGAAAAGGAGAAUGAAGCUGACAAGACUGUAGAAGCUGAGAAAGAGAAAGCAAAAGAUGUAGUUGAUGUUGAUGACUAUGAGACCACCAAGACUGCUAAAAGAUCAACUGGUGGUAUAACAAAAAGCAAGAAGAAGGAGACCCUGAAAAGGAAGAAGGAGUCAUCUAGUGACUCAGAUUAUGAUGCUACUGAAGAUGUUGCCAACAUCUCAUCUCCCAACCCUAAAAAGGCUACAACAAAGAAAGUUCCUCAAGGUAUUGAAGAAGCUCCCUGUGACAACAUCUCUUUCCAUCGUGCUGCCUUUGCACUAAGAUGA